This is a messenger RNA of Chionomys nivalis (European snow vole), 960 nucleotides long. Its product is annotated as olfactory receptor 4C15-like. The transcript has a single exon. Lineage: Eukaryota; Metazoa; Chordata; Mammalia; Rodentia; Cricetidae. Gene Ontology annotation, cellular component: membrane. The record is from RefSeq and is a predicted model, not a curated record. The coding region runs from base 31 to 960 and encodes 309 amino acids. Gene Ontology annotation, molecular function: G protein-coupled receptor activity; olfactory receptor activity. Gene Ontology annotation, biological process: G protein-coupled receptor signaling pathway.
AGCUUUUACUUCAGUAUUUCCUUGACAAUAAUGCAAAACCAGAGCAUUGUCACUGAGUUCAUACUCCUUGGGCUUUCACAGAAUGCAGAAGUUGAGAAAAUAUUGUUUGUUGUAUUUUUGAUGAUCUACCUUGCAACUCUUUGGGGCAACAUGAUAAUUGUGGUGACCAUCAUCUACAGCCCUGCACUGCUUGUUUCCCCAAUGUACUUCUUCCUGAUAUUCCUGUCCUUAUUGGAUGCAUGCACUUCUUCUACUGUCACUCCCAAGAUGAUGGUGGACUUCUUCUAUGAGAGGAAGACCACUUCUUUUGAAUGUUGCAUGACACAAUUGUUUGCUUUCCACACUGGGGUAGAGGUGAUUGUCCUGUCAGCCAUGGCUUAUGACCGCUAUGUGGCCAUUUGCAAGCCCUUACACUAUACUUCUAUUAUGACCCAAAGGCUCUGUGGUAUUUUGGUGACAAUAUCCUGGACUGGAGGCUUCUUGCAUUCUAUCAUACAAAUUACUUUCACUUUGCAACUGCCAUUCUGUGGGCCUAAUGUCAUCGAUCACUACAUGUGUGACUUGUUCCCAUUACUGAAACUUGCCUGUACUGACACACACAUAUUUGUCAUUUUGGUGUUUGCUAACAGUGGGUCUAUCUGCAUCAUAAUCUUCUCUAUUCUGCUUGUCUCCUAUGGUGUCAUAUUGUACUCUCUGAGAGCCUACAGCUCUGAAGGGAGACUGAAAGCUCUCUCUACCUGUGGAUCCCACAUUACUGUUGUGCUUUUGUUCUUUGUGUCAUGCAUAUUAAUAUAUGCACGACCUACAUCAGCUUUCUCCUCUGAAAAAAAUGCACUUGUAUUUGCUACAAUCAUGACACCACUUUUGAAUCCUAUGGUGUACACUUUCCGGAAUAAGGAAAUGAAGAAUGCUAUCCGGAAAAUGUGUAAGAGAUUUAUAGCAGUUUCUCAUGGCUAUUAA